AUGCGGGAGCGGGGGCCGUCCUCCCUGCUUCUGUCAGUGCCGGCGGCGGCACAGCAGGGCGGCUGGCCGUCGCCGCAGGCGCCGCAGCCGCUGCAGCAGCCGUUGCAGCUGCAGGCGCAACCGCUGGGGGAGGAGGAGGGGGAGAACAGCUAUAUGGCGGCGCUCAAAUCGGCGGCCGCUGACCGGGAACGCGGCCUCUCCAGCGUGCGCGGCUUUGGCGGCGGCGGCGCCGCCUUCGGCGCUGGCGUGGGCGCCCUGCAGACGCCGAGCGCCCCCGGGCGAGCGGCUGCCGCCGCCGCGGCCGCUCCGGCCUCCGCGAUUGGCGCGCCGCCGGCGGCUGCGGCGGCAGCGGCGGCAGCGGCGGCGGGGGCGGCGGCGCCUGCGGAAGCCGGGGAGCAGCUUCUCAGGGCGCGGCUGCGCGCCUCGUACGAGUCUGGCCUGGUCGUGCCCCUCCCCUUCCUCAGCGCGGCGCACGCCGCGCCCCUGGCCCUGUUCAACGCGCCCCACUCCCCCCACGUGACGCCGCACGGCCUCGCGGGCGGCGCGCGCGGCAUCGACCCAGAAGCCUACCGCGCCGUCGCGGCGCUGCUCAGCGGGGACGCCGCCGGCGGCGGCGGCGGCGCGGGCUCGCCGGGCCGGCGGCGGCGAGAGGCCGCGGGGCGGCUGCCGCCCGGCGUCGUGCGCAAGCUGCUGCUGAACCCCGCGCUGCAAAACCUGGCGCGGUGCCUCGCUUACCACACGUCUUGCCUGGAAGCGCUUCCCCUGGACCGGCCCGCGGCGCUCGAGACGGUGGGGGUGGUGGAAGAGAUGGCGGCGGCGCUGCGGACGGUGCUGUGCCCUGCCCUGUGA
Messenger RNA from Monoraphidium neglectum, 849 nucleotides. RefSeq lists its product as hypothetical. Lineage: Eukaryota; Viridiplantae; Chlorophyta; Chlorophyceae; Sphaeropleales; Selenastraceae. The record is from RefSeq and is a predicted model, not a curated record. The transcript has a single exon. Bases 1 to 849 code for a protein of 282 amino acids.